Durusdinium trenchii is the source of this 2892-nucleotide messenger RNA. NCBI's taxonomy places the organism in Eukaryota, Dinophyceae, Suessiales, Symbiodiniaceae. The record is from the annotation of a GenBank genome assembly.
AUGCGCCUGUUUUUCCUCCGACAUGGCAUGGGCGACUUGGCCUCGAAUCGUUCCUGCCCAGACCGGUUUUGGAUCCCUGAACGCAUGCAGUCCCGAUCUCUUCGUCUUACGAGCCCCCUUGGUCGAGGCUUACGGAUGCAAAAGUAUCUUGAGCUCAUCGAGGAACACCCGGAAAUCCUUGAGAGGAAAGUGUAUCGCAAGAGGCCCUGCUGUGGUUGUGCUGCGGUCAACGGCCUGAUUGGAGUGGACCUUCUCGUGAGGCGUGAACAGUUUUGUGAGUCGCUUAGUGCGACGCAAUCCCGCGCAUGGCUCGAGAAGGCAUGUCACGUGGCGCGGGAUGAUGCAUGGGCAGUCAAUCCAGUGACACGUGCCCUCAUGGAGCAGGAGGAGAAUUUGGAACUCGCUUCUUUCAAUGCCGGCAAGGCGGCCAUCGCCAGCGGCUCAGCUGAGCGUGGUCCACCGCUCAAAGUUCGUAUGUACAAGGCUCUCCUCAAAUGUGUCGAGGACCAAUCGGUUUUUUUUGGGCAACUCACGAGAGCAUGCAUGGCAGCCUCUCCAAUGCAAGCCGACCACCACCAGAAGGCAAGCUGUACACCUUCGCAGCCUCAGAAAGCGGCCGCGCCUUACGUCGUGUAUGGGGAGGGCCUGCGCUCGCCGGGCUAUGGACCCGCCUCGGGGAUGGGAGUUGGCCCGCUGUGGGAGUUAAAGCUGGUGUUCCCCGUGCUUGGCUGGGUUCUCGUGUGCCCCUUGGUGACCCCGUUUUCUCCUUUCUUCUUGGUUUUGGACUAUUCCCUGCUUCUCUUCACAUCGUUGGGCACUUCCUCCUGUGUGGCGCUGGGUGCUCUUUUGUCGAACACUUGUCCACCCUCUGUGACGCUUGGGCGAAUGGAGCGGAAGCUGCCACUGAUGCUGCUCCCUCACAGCGGCCCUUACCCCUCAAUUCAAGCACCCAUUGUUCCAGGCGUUGGUCAGGCAGCUGGCUGCACAGAGUUUGAUGGUGAGUGCCUUCAGGCCUUACAAGCAGUCAGCCGAGAUGCCGUCGAGAGCUACUACCAUGGCAACAGACCUAACGGGGACGCCACGUCGCUGUUUAACUUCUCGUUCUCUCCAGCGGCAGGUGUGCUGCAGCCUCGCGCCUUGCCAAAAGCGGGACGGAGAGUACCCCCGUUGUGGCGCGCGCCCUGCACGAUAUGCUCCACCCCCGGCCCUGCGACGGUUUUGGUGGAUGAAGAAGGAGCUAAAGGUGGAGCCACGGGGACCAAGGGACCUCCUAAGAGGGCUGCAGAGAGUCGGGGCAGUGUCCGGGCGGCGGAUGAGGAUGAGGGAUUCGAUAAGGAUGACGUGCGGGCCUGGUCCAAAGGCAAAGGAGGCGGCAAAGGACUUAAUGGUGCUGGCAGAGGGUCCAAGGGUCCACCCAAACGGCCAGCCGAAAGCAGGGCCAGCAUCUUGGCGGCGGCCGCUGAGGCGUGUCAGAGCGACAUCUCCUUGGACUCAGGAAGACCUCAGCUGCUUCCAGGUUGUUCUGCGAGAUGUGCCGACUGGUCGGGCUGCGAGCCCUUGGGCCUCUUCGGCGACUGCUGCCCAGACCGUGGCGGUGAGAUGUUGGGCUGCUGCAGCGCGCGGCGGCUCACCUCGCAGAUCCACCGGAAGGGCGUCACCGUGGACGACACGACACUGCGCUACUGCGCUGGGCGCAUCCCUGAGACUUGGCCCAACACGGAGUCCAAACUGACCUCACUUCGUAUCUUUCAGGCCUGGAACAUCCAAUGGCCCGCCGAAGAACGGCGGAGGUCUUGGCAGGGUCUCAGCGACUUCGUGAAAGCGCGAGAGAUCAAGGUCUUAGUGGGGACUCCGGUCACCUGUGACCUGGACGACGACGAGACCACCUGGCAGUGGACCAAGGACCAAGGAGUUCUUGCAGAUGAUCGGCCCCGAGCACCUUGGCAUGUGAUGGGCUUGGCCAUCGGCAAUGAAUUGGAAUUGCUCUACUUGCAUGGAAUUCGGUCGAGCUGUAUCCAUGAGCUCUGGGAGGGUGGACGGCUCUGGAGGAUUUUCACUCGCCGUGUGGCUGAGUUUGAUGAGAUGGGUUUCAAAGAUAUUCCCGUCACCAGUGUCUUCACUGCGGCCAUCUUGGAUGGACAUCCCUUCAUGGAAGUUCGAGGAAAAGCCUUGGUCAACAGCUUCUUGCGGCAAGCUGCGUGGAAAUACCGAGCGCGUUAUGCAUUCACGUUCAAUGUUUAUCCCUACUUCGAUCCCAACUUGCAUAUGAAUCCCGGCAGUCAGGACAACUGCAGCCAUGCGAUGCAGCGUGCGAUCUGUUGGGAUGGCCCCCAGUGUUUAGGUCUUGCUAUCAUGAUGGCAGCACGGCAGAAGAUGCAGCUGCUGACUGGCAGAUCUGAUGACCUCUUCUGGAUCGGCGAGAUCGGUUGGUCGUCACCGCGAGCUGAUGCACUGCACACAGAUAUGAGAGGAUGUCAGGAGUUCUCGUCCCUGAUGACGUUCGAGAAGUUCUACCAGGGCUUCCUGGACUGGGACCUGGUUCUGUCGGGCGUGCGAAGCCCGGAUCACAUCUUCUACUUCACCUUGAGGGAUGCCUUAAACUUUGGUGUCCAGGAAUUCUUUGGGCUCUUGUCGUCCUGUGAGUCCUUGGGCUGCAAGAUCGCUUCCCAGGAUUUCACGGCGGAGCAGUGCGCGCUUCAGAAGUCCUGGUCGCUGACGUGGCGCUCCUGGGGCUUCAUCAGCCUCGGGUUGCUAGUGGUUUUGGCCAUGGCCUUGACUUGCAUCUACGUCCGCUGCCCCAUCCUGCAGCGGCUCCUUCUUUGCUCGGACCGAGAGCGAUCGCUGCUGAGAAGCCACACCGCUGGCGGCACCAGCUCGUCUGGCUCAGACUGA